AUGGCCCAAACUGCUCUUCUUGUAUUAACUGCUUUUGUCACAAUUACAGCCACUUUUCCAUUCCCAGAGGAAGGCAAUACAGACAUGUUUCUUCAUGAAGGCGACAUCAAGUUGUCGCCUGAUCAGCGAACUGCUCUGGAACUUUUUGGUGAUCCAACAGCUCCUUUAGGCGCCAGAGGAAUGACCAAUGAGCAGCACCAUCUAUUUACCUUUUCAGAAGAGAAUCCUACUGCUAAAAGUGUCAUUCUUAGCGCAAUGCGGGAGUGGGAACAAAGCUCGUGCCUGUAGUUUGCGAGAAGAACAACAGAAAAAGACUAUAUUGAGUUUUUCAAAAGAGGCGGGUGUUGGUCAUAUGUAGGACGUCAAGGAGGAAAGCAGCUGAUUUCAUUGGCCAGCGAUUGCUGGUAUCAAGGAACAGUUGUUCAUGAGAUGGGACACGCUUUGAGAUUCUGGCAUGAGCAGAGUCGUCCUGACAGAGAUGACCACGUGGAAAUUGUUUGGAAAAAUAUACCAGAGGACAAGAGGCGCAACUUCAUGAAGUACAAUGCAUCUAAGAUAGAUUCGUUGGGGAUGCCUUACGACUAUUUAUCCGUCAUGCAUUACUCAUCAAAUGCAUUUGGCAUCAACGGCACGACCACUAUCAUAGCAAAGGAUUCGUCGAUCAAACAACUUGGCCAGCGGAUUGGACUUAGGGCGAUGGACGUUAAACAGGCUGACCUACUGUAUAGCUGCAUAGGACCCGAAGACUGCACAUUUGAUGACACUCUUUGCGGAUAUAAAAAUAUCGAUGGCGACGACUUUGACUGGACGAGAAGAAUGGGGAAGACUCCAAGUGGAAGGACUGGGCCAGAAACUGACCACACGACUCUUCGUUUCGGACUUUUCAUGUUCAUUGAGACUUCAAAACCCAGGAAGCUUAAUGACACGGCUUUACUUUGA
Molecule: messenger RNA, 939 nt
Organism: Stylophora pistillata
Lineage: Eukaryota; Metazoa; Cnidaria; Anthozoa; Scleractinia; Pocilloporidae
Product: hatching enzyme 1.2-like
Source: RefSeq, a predicted model, not a curated record